AUUUCCAGAUCAUUUCACAAAAUGCUGUUUGUCUGUUUCAUAAACUAUAAAGUGUAUUUGGUGUAAUCUAAGAUCCUGUGUUAGACUUGUCUUAAUAUCUAAAUAAUAAUAAUACUGCUUACAAAUUACAAAAUGGAAAACAGAAUAGUUUGUGUGCCGGGUCAACGGCUUUGUCGACUAGAUUCAACACACACGUUAGGUAAAGGGACAUACAAGAGACAAGAUUAUAUUUAUUCUAGUUUGGCUGGAAUCGUGAAUGUAGAUAAUACAAACAAUAAGAUAUCUGUAGUGGAAGUUUUAAGUAAAGAUCAGACUAUUGUUCCGGCACCUGGAGACAUUGUAACAGCAAUGGUUACUACAUUAAACCAAGAUAUGUGCAAGUGUCUUAUUACAAGCGUCUGUGGACACGAGUUGAAUGAAACGUAUAGAAGUAGCCUAAGAAGACAAGAUGUACGCAUGAAAGAAAUUGACAAAAUUGAUAUGUUACAGUGUUUUAGACCAGGAGAUAUAAUAUUGGCUAGAAUAUUGCCAAUGACUGAAGCUCAUACCUUUAAACUAACCACUGCUGAAAAUGAACUUGGUGUAGUUAUUGCGUGCAGUGAAUAUGGUCAUCCAAUGACCCCAAUCAGUUGGACUGAAAUGAAAUGUACAAAAACAAGUGCAGUAGAAUACCGAAAAGUAGCCAAAAUUGUUCAAGACAAUGCUGAUGAAAACACUUAAAGAUGUAAACAAUUUUUUCUUAAAUAUACACAUUUUUGUGUAUGGGCGAUUUGUUUUUUUUUUAAGGUUCAUAUUUUGUUGUAAAAUAAAACAAAACAACUUAAAAAGAGAAAAAUUAUAACAGUAUUUAUUAUAUUUUUAUUCCAACACUAUAAGAUGAAAUAAAAUAAAGAACCUAUGUCAAGA
Acyrthosiphon pisum (pea aphid) is the source of this 906-nucleotide messenger RNA. It is a transcript of the gene Csl4, whose product is annotated as exosome component 1 Csl4. Gene Ontology annotation, biological process: RNA processing. Lineage: Eukaryota; Metazoa; Arthropoda; Insecta; Hemiptera; Aphididae. The record is from RefSeq and is marked provisional. Gene Ontology annotation, cellular component: cytoplasm; nuclear exosome (RNase complex). Gene Ontology annotation, molecular function: RNA binding.